Molecule: messenger RNA, 1091 nt
Organism: Papilio xuthus (Asian swallowtail)
Lineage: Eukaryota; Metazoa; Arthropoda; Insecta; Lepidoptera; Papilionidae
Product: NADH dehydrogenase [ubiquinone] flavoprotein 2, mitochondrial
Exons: 6
Coding region: 6-731 (241 amino acids)
Biological process (GO): mitochondrial electron transport, NADH to ubiquinone
Cellular component (GO): respiratory chain complex I
Molecular function (GO): NADH dehydrogenase activity
Source: RefSeq, a predicted model, not a curated record
UGUUAAUGUUACAUAAAUUAAGAUCACUUAAUGUGAAAUGUCUACUUAGAAAUGUUUCAACUUCAAAGCAGCUUCGUAGCGAGGAGCUUGUUGUGCAUAGAGACGGUCACGAAAAUAACCCAAAAACCCCUUUUGAAUUUAGUGAGGCCAAUUUAAAUCGCUUGUGUGCAAUAAUUCAAAACUACCCCGAGGGAGCACAGCGGUCAGCGUUAGGUGCUGCGUUGGACUUAGUUCAGAGACAAUUUGGCUGGAUUCCGAUAUCGGCCAUGCAUAAAGUAGCAGAGAUUCUAUCAAUUCCAAGAAUGAGAGUUUAUGAAUUUGCGACUUUCUAUUCAAUGUGUAAAAGGCGCAAUAGAGGAAAAUUUAAUGUUAAAGUUUGUGUAACCACACCAUGUAUGAUUCGUGGAUCAGAUGUUAUUUUGCAAGCGGUAGAGGUCGCGACAAAAUGUAAAACAGGAGGACUAUCUGAGGAUGGUACGUUCGGAGUAGAUAUUGUGCAAUGUCAAGGAGCAUGUGCCAAUGCCCCGGUAAUGGUGGUCGACGAUGACUACUACGAAGAUUUAACUCUAGAUAAUGUUUAUGAGAUAAUAAACGCACUUAAAGCUGGAUGUAUACCGCCACAAGGACCUCAGAGCGGAAGAUUCUGUGCCGAGCCGUGUUGUGGCCAAGCAAGCUUAUUGGAACCACCACCGGCGCCUGGAUUUAAGUUACAACCUGCGUUGGUAAAAUAAAAGGAAGGGAUUUAUUCCUAUCUUACAAUUAUUCGUUAUAUUACCAUGUUUUAAAUAAUAGGUUUAUUUUUAAUAUUCAAUUAGUGUAAUUUAAAUAUUUCAUGUGAAAUUAAAAAACAUUUAACUAAAGUAUAAUCAAUUAUUUUGUGGGAAAAUUUAUAACCGUUUUAUGACAGGAAAUUAUAAUUUCUCUGAAAAUACUCGUAGGAAAUGAGGAAGACAAGUUUGUUAAUCCAAAUGACUCCCCAGGGAGGUUACCGAUUAAACAGAAUUAAAUUACGAAGGCGGAUUAAGAAAGUCCAAAAAUAUGUUUAAUUUAAAAAAAAAAUAAUGUAAUAAAAAUUUGAAAUGUUUUGGUGA